GUCGUCAUUUAACUACGCCAGAAGAGAAAAUAUAAAAUCCUUCUGCAAAUGGCCAGAAACAUAGAUCUCUUCACGAUAGUGGCAAUCCUGAUGAUGCUAACUAAGUUGAUUAUGGCUUAUGUACAAUUACAACAAGAAUGGAAUACCUUAUUCACUUCAGCUGAGAAAGUACAGAGGAUGGACUUCAAUUCAGUAAAAGAAGACACCAAUGCUGAGGCAAGAUCCUCAGCAAAUGAUUUGGACGCGGCUUGGAAAGAAACGGCAUAUGAUAAUUUUGCCACCUCAAAUCCUUUACCUGGAGAAUAUUUUUUAAAUGUUAAUUUAAAUACAAUUGAUAAAUCGGUGAAAAUAUUUUCCCAAGUCUUUAUACGUGACUCACUUAAAGUUAUUCAGCGUAAAUUAAGAAGUGCUACAUCUGCUGACGGAGCUGCAGAACUAUUCGUCAUCCUAGCGAAAAUUAAAAAUCUUAGUGCUAUGCAGCAGUUGCUAGUGGGGCAGGAUUUAUAUGACACCUUGAACUUAAUGAAUAAUGUAAAUUUUGAUACUGAGCUUUCGGAAAAGUACGCUGCAUGGUUUGAAGUGUUAUUGGAGCACAUCAAUUGGCNGAAGACACCAAUGCUGAGGCAAGAUCCUCAGCAAAUGAUUUGGACGCGGCUUGGAAAGAAACGGCAUAUGAUAAUUUUGCCACCUCAAAUCCUUUACCUGGAGAAUAUUUUUUAA
Molecule: messenger RNA, 720 nt
Organism: Rhagoletis zephyria (snowberry fruit fly)
Lineage: Eukaryota; Metazoa; Arthropoda; Insecta; Diptera; Tephritidae
Source: RefSeq, a predicted model, not a curated record